Striga hermonthica is the source of this 783-nucleotide messenger RNA. The record is from the annotation of a GenBank genome assembly. Lineage: Eukaryota; Viridiplantae; Streptophyta; Magnoliopsida; Lamiales; Orobanchaceae.
AUGGCCAACUUUCCAUCGCCAAUCUUCUGCCUGCCACCGCCGUCGUCUCCACCUUGGUCCGGCGAAGCUGCUGAAGCAGAGGACAUUGUAGACGGCAAAAAGCUUUGUGCCCAAAACAGUCUCCUAAUUUCCCUUCCCGAUGAUCUGCUCUUGAAGAUCCUGUCGAACCUCUUGGCUCAAGACAUUUAUUACAGGGCAAGUCGUGUCUGCCGGAGAUUCUGGAGUUCCUGCAACGGCCUCAUCCUAGAGUACAAUUUUCCCGUUCCCUCGUCUGGCGUCCUCGUCGUCAAUCCCGUUACGGGAGGAGCCUUCCGACUCCCUCCGCUCCCCGAAAACGAAAAGUUUAUGCAGUGUUGCAUGGGGUACGCUGAGGCCUCCAAGGCUUACAAGGUGGCCUUGUCAUACUGUGAUGCUGCGGGAAGGGGCGCGAGGUGGGCCGUAUUGACAGUGGGUGUCGAUAGUUGGUGGAGGAAUCUUGCAACCAACCAAUAUUCAAUGGAGGCUGCAGUUAGACGACCGUUGGUGACAGAGGGUUUUAUUUAUUUCUUUUUCCAGAACACUGUCCUGACACUGAAUUUGGAGACCGAGGUUAUGAUGGAGAUGAGGGCACCAGAGCAUCCCAAGCGCAUGAAGCAGUACCUGUCAACUGGGAAGUCCCUCACUCUAGCGAUUCAAGUUGAGGAGUAUGUGUUUCAAGUUUGGGAGAUGGUGUGUGGGGAUUGUUAUUAUUAUUAUUAUUGGAGGAAAUGGGAAUGUCAGAUUGCAUUGGGAACUGAAAUCUAA